UUUUUUUUUCACCAUAUAGAAUUUACACAAGAUGUCGAGUAAAUCGAUAUUUGAAUUGGCAGCCAUAUCCAAUUCCAUUUCCAAGUUGACUAGUUCGAGUGCAUCAGUGGUUUGUAAAGAUGUGAAGUUUGCUUACCAUCACUCUGCUUUAUUAUAUCCAAUAAGAAGAUUGGAUUCCAGUGCUUCUUUAUACAGAGACGCUAGAAGCAAAUCAGAAAAGAGUCGUCAGAGACUGGUGAGACAUUACUCUACCAAUUCCUUUACCCAUUCACAAUUUAACAAUGAACGCAGUGCUACUCCUGCAAGUGCCGUGGCAGUUGCAGUGGAAGGACAAACCGUUGAAAUGAAAAGUCAUCCAAGUAAGCCAGUUGGUAAACCAACUGGCAGCAAACCAGUUACCAAGUACCAAAUGUCUCAAUCCGAAGUUCCAAGCACAAGAUUGGCUAGAAUUUUCCAUUACGGUAGUUUGGCUGCCGGAAUGGGGAUUGACGUUGCACGUCAAGGUAUCAAGCACUACGCUAGUGGUAAUCAAGGCGAAGUUUCCAUGAAGUCGUUGAUUUUGAGUCCGGCCAAUAUCGAAAGAAUGGCGAAAAAAUUUUCCAAAAUGAGAGGUGCAGCCCUUAAAAUUGGUCAAAUGAUGAGUUUCCAAGAUUCUUCGAUUUUACCAAAGGAGAUUCAGCAAAUUUUGUUGAGGGUCCAAAAUUCCGCUCACUAUAUGCCUCCUGCUCAAUUGGAAAGGGUCAUGAAGAGUGAUUUGGGGGCUAAUUGGCGUGAACGUAAUUUCACCUCUUUUGAUGAUGUUCCUAUUGCUGCUGCUUCAAUUGGUCAAGUUCAUAAUGCAGUCACUGAAGAUUUAACUCUGGUUGUUGUUAAAGUCCAAUAUCCUGGGGUGGUUGAUUCCAUCGAUUCCGAUUUGAAUAAUUUAUUAAUGUUGAUGACUGCUUCUUCAAUGUUACCUGCGGGUUUAUUCUUGGAUAAAACCAUUGCCAAUGCUCGUACCGAAUUAAAAUGGGAAUGUGAUUACAUUCGUGAAGCUCAAAAUAUCAUUAGAUUUGGCGAUUUACUAAAAGAUGAUGCCGCUUUCACCGUUCCAAAAGUUUAUCAUAAUUUAUGUGGUGAACAUGUUUUAACCAUGGAAAAAAUGAAGGGAACCGAAAUUGUAAAAGGUGAUUGGGAUCAAGAUACUCGUAAUUGGAUUGCUACCAACAUUAUGAGAUUAUGUUUAACUGAAAUUAAAAAAUUUAAAUUUAUGCAAACUGAUCCAAAUUGGGCUAACUUUUUAUAUAAUGAAGAAAGUGGUAAAAUUGAAUUAUUAGAUUUUGGUGCUUCUCGUGAAUUCGGUGAUGAUUUUAUUGAAGAUUAUGUUGCCGUUUUAAGAGCUUCUGUCAAUAAAGAUCGUAAAGGUGUCGAACAUUACUCUAGAAAAUUGGGUUAUCUUACUGGUUUAGAAAGUCCUUCCAUGGUUGAAGCUCAUAUCGAUUCAAUCAUGGUUUUAGGUGAAGUUUUUUCUCCUCAUGAUAAUCAUGGUCAAGCUUUUAACUUCAAAAAACAAACGAUUACCGAUCGUGUUCGUUCCAACAUUGGUAUCAUGUUAAAUGAACGUUUAACUCCUCCUCCUGAAGAAACUUAUUCCUUACAUCGUAAAUUAAGCGGUGUCUAUUUACUCUGUGCUAGAUUAGGUGCCACUGUUCCUUGUGAAAAGUUAUUCAAAGAUAUCAUUGGUUAUUAAGUCAUUCUCUUUCAUGUUCUUUUUUUUUUUUAAUAUUUUAUGAGUUUAUGCUGUCCUUCCUUAUUUCCCGUAUAUAGAUUUUACAAGAAAAACGUUUGU
This is a messenger RNA of Hyphopichia burtonii NRRL Y-1933, 1828 nucleotides long. RefSeq names its product protein kinase (gene ABC1). Gene Ontology annotation, cellular component: extrinsic component of mitochondrial inner membrane. NCBI's taxonomy places the organism in Eukaryota, Fungi, Ascomycota, Pichiomycetes, Serinales, Debaryomycetaceae. Bases 32 to 1729 code for a protein of 565 amino acids. The transcript has a single exon. Gene Ontology annotation, biological process: ubiquinone biosynthetic process. The record is from RefSeq and is a predicted model, not a curated record. Gene Ontology annotation, molecular function: kinase activity.